This is a messenger RNA of Vombatus ursinus (common wombat), 2849 nucleotides long. It is a transcript of the gene SSRP1, whose product is annotated as structure specific recognition protein 1. Gene Ontology annotation, cellular component: nucleus; FACT complex. NCBI's taxonomy places the organism in Eukaryota, Metazoa, Chordata, Mammalia, Diprotodontia, Vombatidae. Gene Ontology annotation, molecular function: nucleosome binding; DNA binding; histone binding. The coding region runs from base 224 to 2362 and encodes 712 amino acids. The transcript has 17 exons. The record is from RefSeq and is a predicted model, not a curated record.
CCCCCUCCCCCGCCCCCGGAGUCCGCUCGAGGACCCCCCCCCCCCGAGUUCCCCCGUGUCCAUGUCCGCGUCCCCUGGAGGAACCCGGGAUUGAGGAGUUUUUUCUUUGUCUCCAGAUCCCAGUAGGCUUCUGUUGGAUCACCUCUUCGGAACCAGCAUCUUCCUCGAGCUUUCUGUUUAGUUCUCUGCUGUCUGGUGCUGGGGCAACCGGGGUCAGGUCAGCAUGGCAGAGACCUUGGAAUUCAAUGAUAUCUACCAGGAGGUGAAAGGUUCUAUGAAUGAUGGUCGUCUUCGGUUGAGCCGCCAAGGUAUAAUCUUCAAGAACAGUAAGACAGGCAAAGUGGACAACAUUCAGGCUGGGGAGCUGACUGAGGGCAUCUGGCGACGGGUGGCUCUGGGCCAUGGCCUCAAACUUCUUACUAAGAAUGGCCACUUCUAUAAGUAUGAUGGCUUCCGGGAAUCGGAGUUUGAGAAACUAUCAGAUUUCUUCAAAUCACACUAUCGUUUGGAGUUGGUAGAGAAGGAUCUGUGUGUGAAGGGCUGGAACUGGGGCACAGUAAAGUUCGGUGGGCAGCUCCUGUCUUUUGAUAUCGGUGAGCAGCCGGUCUUUGAGAUCCCUCUCAGUAACGUAUCCCAGUGCACCACAGGCAAGAACGAGGUGACUCUAGAGUUUCACCAGAACGAUGAUGCAGAGGUCUCCUUGAUGGAGGUGCGCUUCUACGUGCCACCCACUCAGGAAGACGGCGUUGACCCUGUUGAGGCUUUUGCCCAGAACGUGCUGUCUAAGGCAGAUGUGAUCCAGGCCACUGGAGACGCCAUCUGUAUCUUCCGGGAGUUGCAGUGCUUGACACCCCGAGGUCGCUAUGACAUCCGCAUCUACCCCACCUUCCUGCAUCUCCAUGGCAAGACCUUCGAUUACAAAAUCCCAUAUACCACCGUGUUACGACUUUUCUUACUACCUCACAAGGACCAGCGCCAAAUGUUCUUUGUGAUCAGCCUAGACCCGCCCAUCAAGCAGGGCCAGACCCGUUAUCACUUCCUGAUCCUUCUCUUCUCCAAGGAUGAGGAUAUCUCACUGACCCUCAACAUGAAUGAGGAUGAGGUGGAGAAGCGUUUUGAGGGUCGUCUUACCAAGAACAUGUCUGGGUCCCUCUAUGAGAUGGUCAGCCGCGUCAUGAAAGCCUUAGUGAACCGCAAGAUCACAGUGCCCGGCAACUUCCAGGGGCACUCAGGGGCCCAGUGCAUCACCUGUUCCUACAAGGCCAGCUCAGGAUUGCUGUACCCACUGGAGCGGGGCUUCAUCUACGUACAUAAGCCACCUGUACACAUUCGAUUUGAUGAGAUCUCCUUCGUCAAUUUUGCCCGUGGCACUACCACUACUCGCUCCUUUGACUUUGAAAUUGAGACAAAGCAGGGCACACAGUAUACCUUCAGCAGUAUUGAGAGGGAGGAGUAUGGGAAGCUGUUUGAUUUUGUGAAUGCCAAGAAACUCAACAUCAAAAACCGAGGAUUGAAAGAGGGCAUUAAUCCGAGCUAUGAUGAGUAUGCUGACUCAGAUGAAGAUCAGCAUGAUGCCUACCUUGAGCGGAUGAAGGAAGAGGGCAAGAUCCGUGAGGAGAAUGCCAAUGACAGCAGUGACGACUCAGGAGACGAGACUGAUGAGUCAUUCAACCCUGGGGAUGAGGAGGAUGACGUUGCAGAGGAGUUUGACAGCAAUGCGUCUGCCAGCUCCUCCAGUAAUGAGGGCGACAGCGACAGGGAUGAAAAGAAGAAGAAACUGGCCAAGAAAGCUAAGAUCGUCAAGGAACGAAAGUCCCGGAAGAAGCCUGUGGAGGGGAAGAAGGGCAAAGAUCCCAAUGCCCCAAAGAGGCCCAUGUCUGCCUACAUGUUGUGGCUUAAUGCUAGUCGGGAAAAGAUCAAGUCGGACCACCCAGGCAUCAGCAUCACUGAUCUCUCUAAGAAAGCAGGGGAGAUCUGGAAGGGGAUGAGCAAAGAGAAGAAAGAGGAAUGGGACCGAAAGGCCGAGGAAGCCAAGAGGGAAUAUGAGAAGGCCAUGAAGGAAUACAGUGAAGGGGGCCGAGCUGAGUCGUCUUACAGGAAGGAUAAGUCAAAGAAGAAGAAGAAAGGAAAGGUGAAGGUGGAGAAAAAAUCCACACCUUCCAAAGGCGCGUCCAAGUCUUCAUCCAAACAACUGAGUGAGAGCUUCAAGAGCAGAGAAUUUGUGUCAAGUGAUGAGAGUUCUUCAGGCGAGAACAAAAGCAAAAAGAAGAGGAGGAGGAGUGAGGAUUCUGAAGAAGAGGAGGAGCUGGCCAGCACACCUCCCAGCUCCGAAGAAUCGGGAUCCGGCUCAGAUGAGGAGUAGAGGGAGCAGCACUUUCUUCUCUGCUGUCCCUGUCACCCUCCCAACUCCCCGUCCGCAGUUUCCAUCCAUACCCUGUUACCAGCAGCCCCUAAACUGAGAAGCCAUCCCUGGACUCAGCUCGCAGGGCAGCCCUCCUUGAUUUGUGGACUUGAGUGACUGGGCAGGGAGGGUCUGUUUCCUGUGCUGCUUCACAGGGAUGACACAGUUGAAUUUGGGAAGGUGAAGGUUGGAGCAUGGGUUAUGUGGGACCUACAAGCUUCACCCAGGCUCUCCUCUCCACGGUACUGCCAGCUGAUCCCUUCUCUGUCCCUUGGCAACUCAUGGGACACUGCAGCAGGGGCCACGCACAGGGUCGGCCUUGUCGCCCCUUGCUGGGGCCUAUUUCUAUUUUUAUUUUGUAUUUCUGGUCAGUGGAAGUCACACACACAAAAAAAGAUUUAAUAAAGCAAAGUGACUUUAACAGCCAUGUUCAAAUGGACCUCCUCAA